AUGCCCCGUAGUGGGUACACCCUCCCAAAGCUAUCCGAGGAUGACAACCCGUUCCGCAUUCCCGACGCCGAGACCAUCUUUCGCAUGCGUGACGAGGAGAAGCGAGUGGCGGCCGAACGGAGAGCUCAACUGAGAACGCUCUCCAUUUAUGAAAAGUCCACCGCUUCUUCUCGUCGCGCACAGGCACUGGUUCAUGUCCGUGGUUCAGACUCUUCAUCAGAUGAUGAUGAUGCUGCUGCUGCUACUGCUGAUAAUGAUGUUGAUGAUCGUUAUCGUCAUCUUGGUUCUGCUCCUGCUCCUGGCGCUGGUCCGGGUCGUGGCGGAAGAUCAAAGACGGGCAAGAUGACCGCCCGGGAGAUGCGUGCUGCUAAGGAGAGGCAAAAGGCCAAGGACGAGUUGCUAGCAAAGGCUGGCGCUGCCAUUCGGAGGCAUCAUGCCGGCGAGAAGCAGAACUUGCAGGCCUUUAUCCGCAACAAGCGCAAGAUGUUCGAGAUCAAGUACAAGAUCGGUGUCAAGCUCGACGCCGUGCAGAAGCUCAUGGACGAGGAGCAUCGGCGAAUGGCGGCAGUGAACAAGCAGAAGGACUUGCUUGGCGCGGAAGAGGACAAGUUCCAAGAGUACAAGGACGAGAUCAACGAGAAGCUGCAGGAGGCGGCACAGCGGGCCGAGCACGAGGAGGAGCUCAAGAAGCAGCAAAAGGCCAUCAAAGACGGUCUGACGGAAGAAAUCACUCGGCUCUCGCGCAAGAUCGAUGAACGCGACCGCCUGCUGCACACGUACGAAAAGUACAAGUCCUUCCUCGACGAGCUCGACCGGUCAGCCGCCGAAAAGGCCGCCGCCCAGGCCCGCGUCCUCGGCCACGACGUCGACGCCGACCGCGCCGCUGACGGCGACGACGCGGCGCCCACCGCCGACAAGGCCCGCAUGCUCGGCUCGUCAGAAGCGCUCCUCGACAUUUUCCGCAACCUCGAAGAGUCCAACCUCUUCCUCAUCCAAAACUCUCAGGAGCUACAGGAGCAGCUCACCUCGCUCAACGAACAGCAUGCCACCCAAGCCAAGAACAUCGACGUCCUCGAGGGCCUACCCACCGAGGAGCGUAUCGAGCUCAUCCGCCGCAAGGUCAACGACGUUUACCGCAAGACAAAGGUCGGAACCUCGGAGAUUCUCGACGUCAUCCCCAUGCUCACUAACAUCGAGCGCCGCCUGCAGGAGCUCUUUCGCCACGUCGCCGCCCUCGACGAGUCAGAGGUCGAGGCCGAGGAGAAGGCCCGUGCCAAGCGUGAGAAGGAGAUGAACCGCCGCAAGACAAAGCAGGAGCAGGCCGCCAUCCUCGCCCAGCGCAAGCUCGACCAGGAUCGCCGCGCCCGCCUCCCGCUCAAGCGCAAGGUCGGUAAGCCGCUCAUGCGCCGCUCCAACCCGCACACCAAGAAGCAGACAAAGGUCGACUCGGACGCCGAGAAGCAGCAAGACGCCGAGAUGUACCGCUACUUUUUCCUCUGAGCUACAGUAAACGCCGUUCGCUGUC
Thecamonas trahens ATCC 50062 is the source of this 1525-nucleotide messenger RNA. RefSeq lists its product as uncharacterized. The transcript is spliced from 2 exons. The record is from RefSeq and is a predicted model, not a curated record. The coding region runs from base 1 to 1500 and encodes 499 amino acids. Lineage: Eukaryota; Apusomonadida; Apusomonadidae.